UAAAACAAUAAAUUAAAUAUUUUCUUUAAAGGAAAGUGAAAUCUCGCUUAAUUUCUGCUUAAGCAUUGAAGUUUGUUACUGCAUCGAAAUCUUUUGUUUAUUUCACCCUCUGGCAUCACUACCUUUCGCUAUUUGACAUUUGACUGUGCUCUUUGUGUUUUUCAACAAUUCUGAGAGAGAGCAUACUUCAUUUUUAAUUUCUCAUAAACCACAAUACAGCAACAAUGCAAUGGGAAUAAAUGGCGAGCAAAACAACAAAAAAUUGCAGUAAGAGAAGAAAGCACACACAUCCUCAUUUACAAAUAACAAGAGCUGUCAAAUAAAGCAGGCGACGUCAAAUGCGGGAGCGCCGGCAGCUAGAAGUUCUUUUAAUUAGUUCUAAUUGAAAUAAAAUGUGAAAAGAAUCGUUCGUGAAAAUUAAAAUUAAAUGCAAAUAUCAAACGUAUUACGAAAACCUGUGGUAUAAGGUGAAGGAUCUAUGGUAUAUAAGGAUGAUGUGACGGUCUAGCAUUAUUAGAAAUCGGUUGGUAGCGAGAAAAAUUCACACGUCAAAGUGGGGUUUUGCAUUGUCGCCCAAAUGGUAAAUAGCAAAUACAAAUUGGAUUACUUUCUUGCAAAAUCGACUUUGUGUAUUCUCACUGAAUAUGGAGCACAAGGCAUAUUGUUUUUUUUUAUAAAAAAAAGAUUCUCAAAAUAACUUGAGUCGGUAAAUUCUAUGUAAUUGUUCUGUGUGUCGCGGUGAAGCGCCAAUAUUUUGGCUGUCUCAUAAGUUGCUAAUUUGUAUGUGCCCAUUGCCUUUUCGUACCGCUCUAAAGCAAACCAAAAACAAAAAUGUACAAAAAAUUAUAAAAAAGAACUCUAAUCACCAAAACACCCUCUAUAUAGCGUAAUGAAAAUUAAAUUGCCCGCAAAAAAGUUUUCACAGAACAGUAGCGCCAUUCAAUUGUCGCGCGCAACUAAGCAACUACGUGUAUAAACUUAUAUAUAUUUGAAGGCAUGAAAAAAUCAUAAACAUUAUAUUUGGUGUUGGUUUUGAAAUAUUUAAGUCUGAACACAAGUGAACAUUAAAUCAAAAUUAAAACAAAUAUUUAAAAUAAUUAACUAACAAAAAUCUACAGUGACGGAGCGGUGUAUGUCUACAGCGCUAGCGCUUGACAAGUUUUAACCCAAUGCAUAAUUAUAGUAAAUCCCUAAAUAUAUUGCUUCACUAAGAAUUAGCUUAUAAACACUAUAGCAUAUGCUUAUGGUGACGGUGCUUUAAUCAACUAUAAAAACAAAAAUAUAAAAACAAAUUAAUUUUGCUAAAAUUCUAAAUUCUCUCAAAAAUCAAAAAAAAAAAAAAAAAUGGUGCGCAGUCGCCGUUCGUUGUCCAAGGAAGAUGGUGCAUUCGUACUUACCGACAGCGGUGUAUCGCUCUCGUCGCCACCCGCCGCGCGCACAGAGCUCGGCGAUGGCGAGGAGCAGCAGUACGCGCAUGCCGCGUCUAAGAAAAAGCAAGUACGUCGGCGCGUUAGCGGCGCAAAAGCAACGAAAAGAGGACGAAAGAGCAAGGAUGUGCCCACCGCAGCUACGCCAGUGUCAAAGAAACAAAAAACUAGCUAUGCAACAGAUUUCACAGUUAGCGCAAGUAAUUCAGCGCCGGCACUAGAAAAAUUACAAGCCGCCGAAAUGCAAUUGGUGCAGGCAGAAGAGUCAUUCGCUACUGCAGCGGGCGAAAUAGGUGAUGUCGCUGAGUCUUCAAAUACUGAGAAAUACACAGUUAAGCAGAUACCAGAAGCAGCCGAUUUAACUAAUGUAGCACAAACAGCCGCAGCCGCAGCCGCUGAGGCUGUCAAUGCAGCCUUUAUUGUAAUACCAGCUGCUGUUGCCACGAGCGACACGAUUAAUUACAUGGAUGCAGCAGAAAAAUCCGUUAUUGUUCUGACGACAGUUUCAGAAAACUCCAUUUCAUUAGCUGAUUCGGCCUUUUCUGAGACAGACAUUACACAAUCGGCAGCCGAUUUGUCGGAGCUAAUCCACUCAACAAAUGACUGUACAAAUUCGCUUGCCGAUACAGUCUCUGUUUCGGAGUCGACGCUGACACCGGCAGCGAAUAAGCGCUCGGGUAAAGUGUUCAUGCGUAAGUUGCACGUUUGCCACAUUUGUUCGAAGCAAUUUCGUGGCAAUAAUGAUCUGCGUCGUCACAUGCUAAUCCAUUCGGACGAGCGCCCAUAUAAGUGCGAGCAAUGUGGCAACUGCUACCGACAGGCGGUCAACCUCAGAAAUCACAUCAACUGCGCGCACACAAAUCAACGGCAGUACGCUUGCGAGCAAUGCCCGAAAAUGUUUGCGGUGAAGGAGCGUUUGCGGCUGCAUAUGCGUCUACACUCGGGCGAAAAACCGUACGCUUGUCCAGAGUGUGAUAAACGCUUUGCACGCGGUGGCCAUUUGAAGCAGCACGUCAUUAGCCAUCACAAGAGCAGCAUCAAACAGUAUAUCUGUGAGAAGUGCUCGACCGCUUUCUCCACGCCCUCCAACUUGCGUGCACAUAUGGACCGCCAUGAAAAUGGACCCGAUCACUAUUGUGAGAUCUGUAAGGAACACUUUCCAAACGAGCCAGUGCUCAAGGCGCACAUAAACAAACUACACUAUAAGUUGGGCCAGUUCGACUGCGACAUCUGCAAGGAGACCAUCGAAGAUGAUGCACUGGCCAAGCACAUGAAGACCCAUACAAAUGUGAAGACACAUGUCUGCGAGGUAUGCAAGUCAUAUUUCAUGCAGAAGUCACAGUACAAUGUGCACAUGCGUAUGCACACUGGUGAGCGCCCGUAUCAGUGUAGGAUUUGCUGGCAAACUUACGCCUACUCCAGUGUUCUAAAGCUACACAUACGCAAGCACACGGGCGAGAAACCGUUUCAAUGCUUGAUUUGUACGGACGUGGUCGCGUUCUCGCAAUUAGCUCACCUCAAGACACAUAUGAAGAAAAUCCACAACCAAAUCAAUCCAUAUAUGUGCGAAGGCUGCCACCAGUUCUUUAAAAUCAAAGCGGAACUCCAAUCGCAUAUGCAACAAUGUGACAGCUGCAAUGUUGAUGUAGAGGAGGAGAAUGUCAAAAAUAAUGACUCGCAGACACUGUCACACCUACGCUUCCUUAUGGCAUUACUGCUGAAGAAAAUCUCAUCGCAGCAAAAGCUGCAGAAAUUAGGCUACGAGAAGCGGCUGAUCGAUAAUGUUAUCGUCGCUUCACUAAAGCUUGCCAAUCGCAAAGCGUGUGAGGAUCAGUCACUUUCGGCUAUCGCACGUAUGCGCCAAAAUGUUGAAGAAUUUCUCAAUUGGAUUGUGCCGGCAAAGGCAAUGGAGACAUUUCGGCAGGAGCAACAGUCCGUAGAGAACAUAUUGGACAAAAUAGUCACCAUGUAUAUGAAGCACAAGUGAUAGUGCAGCGUAGCGAGUAUCAAUGGCUGAUUUUUUUUUAUAAUUAUUUAUCGCUUUAGAACGUGCCAUAACAUUUAGCAUUAUCUGUCAGUGCUUUGCAAGUCAAUAUUUAAGCUAGAAUUGACUGCAUUUUAGUUUCUCACAUGAAUUUUUUAGUUUUUAGUAAUAUUUUCUAUCCUUUGCACUUUUCUUUCCGAAUAACACCAAAAAAGCAAUCCAAAGAUAUUUUUGCCAAAAGCUUGCUUUAAUAAGCAAUAAUUUAAGUUCUUUUUAAGUUAUCUCACCACCAAAGCAUUUACUAUCAAUCACUUAUUAACUGAAUACGAAUUAUUCACUUUUUCUUUUUUCUUUGUUUAUCUUUUUAUUGAAGUCCUAUCAAAUAUUGUCUAGCUCCUGUGCUUGAUUUUUUCCACAGAAAAUCAGCUAGUCAUAUCCGCAUAGUUUUCAAUAAAUUUAAAUUUAUGUUAUGCUAACAACUCUUGCCAUAUGUAGUUUUAGACUAUUGCAUUAUAAAUUUGUAAUCAAAAUAUUUCUUGCAUAAAUCGUGAAAUAAUAAAACAUGAAGCCAAAGUUCACAUUAAGUGGAAAA
Bactrocera oleae (olive fruit fly) is the source of this 4003-nucleotide messenger RNA. RefSeq lists its product as uncharacterized. Gene Ontology annotation, biological process: regulation of transcription by RNA polymerase II. NCBI's taxonomy places the organism in Eukaryota, Metazoa, Arthropoda, Insecta, Diptera, Tephritidae. Gene Ontology annotation, molecular function: DNA-binding transcription factor activity, RNA polymerase II-specific. Gene Ontology annotation, cellular component: nucleus. The record is from RefSeq and is a predicted model, not a curated record.